Taeniopygia guttata (zebra finch) is the source of this 2211-nucleotide messenger RNA. RefSeq names its product solute carrier family 19 member 3 (gene SLC19A3). Gene Ontology annotation, cellular component: plasma membrane. Gene Ontology annotation, molecular function: thiamine transmembrane transporter activity. The record is from RefSeq and is a predicted model, not a curated record. Gene Ontology annotation, biological process: transmembrane transport; vitamin transport. NCBI's taxonomy places the organism in Eukaryota, Metazoa, Chordata, Aves, Passeriformes, Estrildidae.
AAAUUUGUUUAGAUAAAUUAUGGAUUGCUGGAAGGGAGCUGUAAGCCACAGCUGGAUUUAUCCCACAGUGAUCAUCUGUGCAAAUGGAUUUUUCACCACAAUGAGGCCAUCAGAAUCUUUUCUCACCCCCUAUCUAACAGGGCCAGACAAAAACCUAACGACUGAAGAGGUUACCAACCAGAUUUUUCCAGUUUGGACAUACUCCUACCUGGCUCUCCUUUUCCCAGUGUUCCUGCUCACAGACUACGUGCGCUACAAGCCUGUCCUCCUCCUGCAGGGCAUCAGCCUCAUCGUCACCUGGCUCCUGCUGCUCUUUGCACAUGGCGUGCUGGCCAUGCAGCUGGUGGAAUUCUUCUAUGGCAUGGUCACAGCCACCGAGGUGGCCUAUUACGCCUACAUCUACAGCGUGGUCAGCACCCAACACUACCAGAGGGUCACCAGCUACUGCAGGAGUGCCACUCUGGUGGCAGCCACCGUGGCCGCUGUGCUGGGACAGCUGCUGGUGUCCUUAGCACACGUCUCCUACUUCUGCCUCAACGCCAUCAGCUUGGCUUCCGUGUCCCUGGCAUUCCUGUGCGCCUUCUUCCUGCCCAUGCCCCAGAGGAGCAUGUUCUUCCACAAGAAAGAUGCCCCUGAGCCUCUGCCAGGGCCUGGCAAAGGGCCCUGGAGCUGCCAAGAGGAAAGGAGCCCCGAUGCUGCUGCCAGGGCCCCGAGCCCCCAGCCCCAGGCUGGCAGGGCCAGGCCCCACAGGCACAUGCUCAGCGUGCUGCUGCAGCUGGGCCGGGACCUGAGGGAUUGCUACGGCUCCCGCAAGCUCCUCUGCUGGUCCCUGUGGUGGGCUCUGGCCACGGCCGGCUUCAACCAGGUGGUGAAUUAUGUGCAGGUGCUGUGGGACUUCCGAGCCCCCUCGCACAGCUCCGCGGUGUACAACGGAGCUGUCGAAGCAAUAGCAACUUUUUUGGGUUCAGCAACAUCCAUGGCAGUUGGAUAUGUCAAAGUAAACUGGGAUCUCUCUGGAGAAUUGGCUUUGGGAAUUUUCUCUGCACUGGAUGCUGGUUCUCUGCUUCUUAUGCACUUCACUGACAACAUCUGGGCAUGUUAUGCUGGUUACCUUGCAUUUAAAGCCUGCUAUAUGCUCCUUAUAACAAUAGCAACGUUUCAGAUUGCUGUCAACCUCAGCAUGGAGCGUUAUGCUUUGAUGUUUGGCUUCAACAACUUUGUUGCGCUGGUGAUUCAGACAAUUUUAACUGUUGUUGUAGUAGAUUCAAGAGGUCUGGGAUUGGAUAUCAGCACUCAGUUUCUCAUUUAUGGCAGCUACUUCAUAGUCAUAACUGGAAUUUUCCUGAUCAGAAGCAUAUACACCAUAAUUUCCAUUAAAUGCAAAAAUACAAGUGUGGCUGCUGAAAGCACUGCCCUUUAAAAACUGAGACAAAAGCAAUCAUUACAAGCAACAAUGCAGAAGGCUCCAUCAUCUGGACAACAAAUCAGGAGAAAUAUAAUGUUCAAUCAAGCAAAACUGGUCCAGGUUGAAGCAAGCUGUUUAUGAGCCUACUGCACAGAGAGCUUUGUCAACAGGAUGACGCAUUUGGUCCAUUUUCUUCACCAGGAGUUUAAUACAAACAUUCCUCAGUCUUCUAAUUCAAGUCUAGUGAUCUGACAUACAAACUUCUAUUAAGGCUCAGUGAGCACAAGGACAUACAAAUGCCUCAACCUCACACCAGAGGUGGUAUGAACCUCACAGAACAACCUUCUACUGAGUAUUUCCAUCAAAUGCAGAAAUUUAAGGCAAUUUAUUUACUGACAGAAGACCAUCAGACAUGCCCAGAGAAUCUAAAGCAGUUGAACUGUACAAUGACCUGUCAGAAAAUUUGUCGCAGAGGCCUUUGGAAAUCUUAAGACUUUUGCAACUGCACAUCACAUCUGUCUUACAGAACUCAAGACUUUCCUGCAAGUGUAGCAUCUUCUUACACUUGUAACAGCUGAUGUUUAGGAUUGAAGUCUAAUCUAGGAGGUCUCCAUAUUAAUUUCUGUAUAAGGGGCCUAAAGUUAUCAAGUGAAGUGCUCUGAUGCUAAAGCAUAAAAAUACAGCUUUUAGGCAACUACGCUAUUUGUGAGAACAAUUGAGGGAACAACUGUAGAGACUUCAUGAUAAAAACAUUUCAAAUUUGGGUGAAAAAUUAAUUUUGUAAAUAAAGCUAUUUUGAAACCUAA